AUGGAGUAUACUGCAUGGAUAUUUGUCUGUCUGAUGUUCGUGGUCUGCAUACUAACCAUUGUCACUACGUCAGGGACAACACCCGGAAUAAAAGACAUCUUCCUCGGACGGUGUCGGGCUUACCAAGAGCUCCUCCAGCCGUAUCCUCAAACCGUGCUGGAUUGUAACUCAACUUGGGUGCAAUUUGAGGCGUCUUUUGUGGGAAAGGAUCCGUGUAAAUUGACGUCCCAGGACUACAGUAAAUUCGUAGAAACGACAUUGUCUUCUGUUCCAGAAGAUAAGGCAUUGUUUUGGUCAGGCACGUAUCGUGUUGCGCAUGAAUAUGCAGAUGCGGGAAAACGUUUUAUCACACUGGAAGACACAUUGUUAGGUUACAUGAUGAACGGCUUGACAUGGUGUGGACAGACAGUGCCACCUGGUGUAAACUAUAAGAAUUGUCCAUCCUAUAACGAAUGUCCGGUUACUGCCAGUACUGCAUUUUGGGGAAAGGCGUCGUCACAGUUUGCGUCCCAAGCAAAAGGAACGGUAACUCUCUUACUAGACGGGUCAAAUCAAACCAGACCAGCCUACAGUACUGACAGUUACUUCGCCAAGUUUGAGCUUCCUGCACUGUCUUCUGAUGCAGUUAAAAUGGUGAAAAUUUAUGUAGUGCAUGACAUCAACCAACCUUACAGAGAGACAUGUGAAAAUGGAACCCUGCCAGCUCUGCAGCAAGCUGUUAAGAAUCAUGGCCUGGGGUACAGUUGCCAUGACAACCCACAGUAA
Ylistrum balloti is the source of this 765-nucleotide messenger RNA. Its product is annotated as ADP-ribosyl cyclase/cyclic ADP-ribose hydrolase-like. The coding region runs from base 1 to 765 and encodes 254 amino acids. Gene Ontology annotation, molecular function: phosphorus-oxygen lyase activity; NAD+ nucleosidase activity. NCBI's taxonomy places the organism in Eukaryota, Metazoa, Mollusca, Bivalvia, Pectinida, Pectinidae. Gene Ontology annotation, biological process: positive regulation of B cell proliferation. The transcript has 6 exons. The record is from RefSeq and is a predicted model, not a curated record. Gene Ontology annotation, cellular component: plasma membrane.